AUGCUUAGUGCUCUACAUGCAGCAAAGGAGAAGCUAUCUAUCUACUAUAGAGAAACAGAUAAGGUUCAUGGUGAUCUGUUUGCAAUUGGUACAAUCCUUGCACCACAAAACAAGCUUCAGUUCUUUAAUAAUAAGGAUUGGGGUCCUAAAUUGUGUUAUCAAUAUCGCAAAAGCUUUGAAACCUAUGCAGGUCUAUAUAAGGAACGCCUAUCAGUUACACAAGACUCUCCACAGAUACCUUCUUUGGGUGUUCAGACAUCAAAGAUCGAUGCGCUUUUUGCUCCUGAUUUCAAUCAAUCAGUGAGUAGUGACGAGGCUAUACAGUACCUUGAGAGUGAAACAGUCCCAAUUGCUCCGCGGACGUUCUGGAAAGAGCAUGAACACAAAUUUCCAGCUCUUGCAAAAAUGGCACGUGAUAUACUCUCAAUACCUGCCACUGGCGCUGGUGUUGAGCGGCUUUUUAAUUCUGCUCGAGAUGUCUGCCAUUAUCGUCGAGGCUCACUUAAUUCUACGACAAUCCAAGAUCUAAUGCUAUUCAUGUGUACAUCAAGGUUUGAAGUGGAAGAAAAGGAACUUUCCCUUAUAAAACAAUAUCUUUUGAAUGAGGAACAGCAAGCACUUGAUGAAGAGAAAGAUGCUCAACAGCUUCAAGAUACUCUUAAGCCAAUCAGUGAUAAUGAAGAAGAUAAUAGCCUAGAGAUUAGUAUAGUCCAACCGGCUACUCAACAGCUAUCUAAGCAUGCUCAGGGCAAGAGACGAAUGAGUAUGGUAUCUGAUGGGGAGCAAGAGUGCCAGGAGCCUAUUUCAUCUGAUGAUGAAGUGGUUCUUCCUUUACCUGACACGCAACCACGUAUCUCAGGACGAAAUCGCAAGCGUACAAGGCGUGAGGAUGAUCAGUUCCUUCAUUAUUAG
Molecule: messenger RNA, 912 nt
Organism: Talaromyces marneffei
Lineage: Eukaryota; Fungi; Ascomycota; Eurotiomycetes; Eurotiales; Trichocomaceae
Exons: 2
Coding region: 1-912 (303 amino acids)
Molecular function (GO): protein dimerization activity
Source: RefSeq, a predicted model, not a curated record